Epinephelus moara (kelp grouper) is the source of this 1139-nucleotide messenger RNA. Its product is annotated as protocadherin gamma-C3-like. The annotation marks the transcript as partial. NCBI's taxonomy places the organism in Eukaryota, Metazoa, Chordata, Actinopteri, Perciformes, Serranidae. The transcript has 2 exons. Gene Ontology annotation, molecular function: calcium ion binding. Gene Ontology annotation, cellular component: plasma membrane. The record is from RefSeq and is a predicted model, not a curated record. Gene Ontology annotation, biological process: homophilic cell-cell adhesion.
AAAGGCACCGUGGUGGGGAAUAUCGCAAAAGAUUUGAACAUCAAUGUCCAAGAUCUAGAGAAUAGAGACCUCCAAAUUGUAUCGGGUUACAGUAAGAAAUAUUUUGAUGUGAAUUUGCGGACCGGGAACAUCUUUGUUGACGACAGAAUAGACAGAGAGGAGUUUUGUCCUAACACGGUAAAAUGCUCCAUGAAAUUACAGGCUGUAUUAAACAAUCCAAUGACUGCACAUCGUAUUGAAGUUAAUGUUGUAGAUAUAAAUGAUAACUCGCCUGUUUUCACUGAACACUCGCAUUUAUUUAAUAUCUCAGAAUCCGUGUCACCGGGAGAACGAUAUUUUCUGCCAAUAGCGGAAGACGCAGACAUAGGCAGCAACUCGGUAAAGAGCUACAAGCUGAGCCAGAAUGAAUAUUUCACUCUUGAUGUGCAGAGCGGUGGAGAACACGGUGUGUCUGCUGAGUUGGUGCUGCAGAAAGCUUUAGACAGAGAGAAACAGCCAGUAAUCAAACUCCUCCUGACCGCUGUGGAUGGAGGAAAACCUCCAAGAUCGGGUACAUUGCAGUUAACUGUGAAUGUUAUAGAUGUUAAUGACAAUACACCAGUGUUUAGUAAAUCUCUUUACAAGGCGCGUGUCAAUGAAAAUGCCACUCCUGGAACACUCGUUAUUAAGUUAAAUGCAACCGAUUUAGACGAGGGCAUGAACAGUAAGAUCCUGUAUUCAUUGAUCAAACGAGGAAAUAUUGAUCCGUCAAAUAUUUUUGAUCUAGAUUCAGAAACAGGAGAAAUCACUGUGAGGGGAACAUUAGAUUAUGAAGAGACGCCUGCUUAUGAGGUCAGAGUUCAAGCAAUGGAUCAAGGCACCUCCCCUCGUAGUGCAUAUGCAAAACUGCUGAUAGAAAUAAUUGAUGUGAAUGAUAAUGCCCCAGAAAUAUCUGUGACGUCACUCAUGACCCCAGUUAAAGAAGACGCAGAACUGGGGACAAUAGUUGCUUUGGUUACAGUCAGUGAUAAAGAUGGAGGGAACAAUGGUGUAACUAACUGUAAGGUAGUGGGGUCUGUUCCCUUUAAACUCAAGUCCAACUACAAAAAUGACUAUUCAUUAGUCGUAGAUGAACCACUGGACAGAGAAAACACUUCUCU